AUGGGCGCCGUUGGCAAAGACAUGCUCCUCACCAUGGACCAGGCCAGCUCUAGCGCAUCCACCGACACGGGCAGCGUCUCGCGUCCUGUGGCCAGUUUGCAGGCACGGCGGCAUCGUGAUCCCCGCCGAGCCCGACGUUGCCUUGCAGAAUCCACGGUUCGCCGCCGGCAGCGGCACGGACGAGGCUAUGCAGCGGCGACACAGGCAGCAGAGGGCAUGGCCAUGCUAAGCUUGAGGCGGCUUCUGUACAGUCAAGUUGCUGCCGGAGCGCGUCUUUUCUUCGCAAACAAGGACGAGGAGUGGGUUGCCGAGAAGACGCGAUAUGCAGCACCAAGUCCCAAGCAGAAAUCCGCUUCCUACCAGCAACUGGGCAGCAAGGACUAA
Metarhizium album ARSEF 1941 is the source of this 384-nucleotide messenger RNA. RefSeq lists its product as uncharacterized. The transcript has a single exon. The record is from RefSeq and is a predicted model, not a curated record. Bases 1 to 384 code for a protein of 127 amino acids. Lineage: Eukaryota; Fungi; Ascomycota; Sordariomycetes; Hypocreales; Clavicipitaceae.